UAGGUUAUAUUUUGGAUUCCCAUAGGUUGGUGUGGUUCAGGAAAACAACUAUGUUGCCGGCAAUAUCUUCACUUAGAACAGUGAUAACUAGACCAAAUUACGGGGCUAGCGUGCGUCUCCUACAUCUUUCCGCUGUCACAGAUGCCGCUCGUAAGGGAACCCGUGAGAAGGCGCGAAAGAAAAAGGUUAAAGUGGAAGUCCAGAAGGUUGGAUUCAUUCCCCACAACCUCCGUGAUAAAAAAAUUGUAGUAUCGCGAGUCAACAAGCAUGUUGAUGACUCCUGGAAGCAGAUUCCCACAGACAAUUGCUAUGUAGGCAGGUAUUACCGAUGGAAGGUCUACAGCAUUGCGGAAGCUAUCGAAAGUCAUCGGGAAACGCACCAUCCUACAAUGUAUGAUGUUCCAGAUGCUAACAUAUAUGCACACGUUGAACUCAAUAUGCAAGCCGAGAAGUCCACUCGGUUCGUUGAUAAUUUCAAUCGAAUGGCAAUGAUCCCAUAUAAAUUCGACCAUGGGGAACAAAGGCAGAUUUUGGUCUUUUCUAAGGACAAUGAGCAUUAUCCUGAAGCCCGCGCUGCAGGUGGAACCCUCGUUGGUGGAGUGGAACUAAUCAAGGACAUCCAAAAUGGAGACCUACUUCUCACUGACUACCAAUAUGUGAUUGCCCACACCAACAUCCUCCCGGAUUUGGUUGUGCUACGUGGUCUCAUGAGGAAGAAGUUCCCCAAUCCUAAAAGCGGUACAUUAGGCACAAAUCUCAAAGAGAUGAUCGAGAAAUUUUCAAACGGUGUAAGCUAUUCCGCGGUUAAAGAUGAACAUCAAAAAGAUUUUGGGUUGAUCAAUGCAUGCUUUGGGACGCUCGACAUGGACAAAAAACAUUUAGAGGAGAACCUCAUAGCGCUAUUGAAAGACAUUGAUUCAGUUAGGCCGAAACGGGAAGGAAAAUUCAUUACCAGGGUGCUCCUCAAAAGCCCACCUAGUAAAGAGCAAUUCAAAAUCGAUCCAUUCUUGCACAUAGCCGAAGAGGUUUCAAACAAGGCUUCAAAGAAAUCAGCAGCCAAAAAUGAGGAGCAGCUUGAGGAACAAGAAGCUGCGGUUAACUAAGCUAAUAUUACAUUGUGUAUUUCUAAGAUU
Molecule: messenger RNA, 1133 nt
Organism: Hermetia illucens (black soldier fly)
Lineage: Eukaryota; Metazoa; Arthropoda; Insecta; Diptera; Stratiomyidae
Gene: mRpL1
Product: 50S ribosomal protein L1
Exons: 5
Coding region: 51-1103 (350 amino acids)
Biological process (GO): translation
Cellular component (GO): large ribosomal subunit; mitochondrion
Molecular function (GO): structural constituent of ribosome; RNA binding
Source: RefSeq, a predicted model, not a curated record